Entamoeba invadens IP1 is the source of this 1317-nucleotide messenger RNA. RefSeq names its product Pyrophosphate--fructose 6-phosphate 1-phosphotransferase, putative. Gene Ontology annotation, biological process: glycolytic process; fructose 6-phosphate metabolic process. Gene Ontology annotation, molecular function: ATP binding; 6-phosphofructokinase activity. NCBI's taxonomy places the organism in Eukaryota, Evosea, Mastigamoebida, Endamoebidae. The record is from RefSeq and is a predicted model, not a curated record. The coding region runs from base 1 to 1317 and encodes 438 amino acids. The transcript has a single exon. Gene Ontology annotation, cellular component: cytoplasm.
AUGGAACGCAGACACGUCCAUCAACGGAAUGAAGUCCAAAUUCCAAAACACCCCGGAAAACCUCUUCCGUCACUGACCGUCCACUCCCUUGGAAAGUGCUUCCAUGAGAACGUUUACUCCCGCCCAGAGCCUUUUGUGAAUGAUAUGACGAUGUUAGUCUCUGCGAUCAAAAUCGAUGGUAUUCCCGUCAAUGAGUGUGAAGUCGAACUUGCUGGCCCAAUGGAAAAACUCUUCUUUAUUCCAGAAAGAACAAAAGUUGGUAUUGUGACGUGUGGUGGGCUAUGUCCGGGAUUGAAUAAUGUCAUCCGAGGCCUUGUAAUGAACUUACAGAAUAGAUAUGGAGUGAAAGAAAUAUAUGGACUGAAAUAUGGAUAUGAAGGACUCACUCCAGACAAGUCAGAGUGCAUCAAAUUGGACAACACAAACGUCUCUGACAUCCAUCAAAGAGGUGGAACCAUUUUGGGAAGCUCGAGAGGCAAUCAAAACCCAAAGGUCAUGGCGCAAUUUUUGAUCGAUAACAACUUCAACAUCCUCUUCACAUUAGGAGGAGAUGGUACCCUCAGAGGGGCCAAUGAAAUCGAUCAAGAACUUCGACGACGCAAAAGUCCAAUAUCAGUCAUUGGUAUUCCAAAAACGAUCGACAACGAUAUCUGUUACACAGACUCUACUUUUGGGUUCGACACUGCUGUUGAAUUGUCCCAAGAAGCCAUUAAUGCCGUUCAUUAUGAAGCCAAAAGUGCCAAAAAUGGGAUUGGAAUAGUUAAGUUAAUGGGAAGAGAUGCCGGGUUUAUUGCAUUAUAUGCGUCUGUUGCGAGUGGGGAUGUCAACUUGGUGCUGAUACCAGAAGUCGAUGUUUCGAUGGAUGAAAUACUUCGAAUGACCGAGAGAAGACUCUUGACAAAGGGACAUAUAGUAAUUGUCAUUGCUGAAGGUGCGUGCCAAUCACUGAAACCUAAAGACUUGGACUUGGGAAAGGAUAAGUCUGGGAAUGCGAUGUUCUGGGAUGCUGUUGGGUAUAUUAGAGAACAAAUCAAGAAACACUUAGAUGAAAAACACAUCGAACACACCAUCAAAUUCAUCGACCCAAGUUAUAUGAUUCGAUCUGCACCGUGCAAUGCUUCUGAUGCACAUUUCUGUUUGUGCCUUGCAAACGCCGCCGUCCACAUCGGCAUGGCAGGUAAAACAGGUGUUGUUGUGUGUCACCAUCAUAACAACUUUGUUUCGAUCCCAAUAGAAAGAGCAACUUAUUACAUCAAGCGUGUCAACCCCGAAGGUCCAAUGCUUUCUAUGAUGUCUUCAAUUGAGCUCAUUCAAUAA